Messenger RNA from Physcomitrium patens, 3045 nucleotides. RefSeq names its product methylcrotonoyl-CoA carboxylase subunit alpha, mitochondrial. Gene Ontology annotation, cellular component: mitochondrion. Lineage: Eukaryota; Viridiplantae; Streptophyta; Bryopsida; Funariales; Funariaceae. Gene Ontology annotation, molecular function: metal ion binding; ATP binding; methylcrotonoyl-CoA carboxylase activity. The record is from RefSeq and is a predicted model, not a curated record.
UGGCGAUGAUCGUGAGAUGGCCCAUUCUCUUGAGCAUCGCGAGAGCAUCGUGACUUGAAAUUGCCCUUCAGCCACUCUGGUGAUUGUUACAACGCCGUCGGUUCUCUCAUGUCCUUGCGACAUUCUGCUUGAGGAAUUUGGCCCGCAUCUGAACACACUUUGAACGGGAUUCGAGGAGGAGGAGGAGGAGGUUGAGGUUGGAGAGGAGCACCCUACGCGUGAGGGCUCUGCUUUAUGGCGUCUCGUCGAUGAGUGUGGACGAGCACAUGAUUGGAUGACACCUGCCUAUCUGCAACAGUGUAGGCUAUACCUACACAGAAGACAUGUUUGCCUUCUAGACAGCAUGUAAAAGAGGGUUCUUAGGGUCAGAGACGCAUAUUUUGGAUUUGGAGUCAGGGAUCCACAUUGCAGGAGAGUGAAUUGUCUUCCUGAAAACACUUCUGAAACAGAGAUAGCAUUUGUGAAAACUUGUAUCUCAAUGGGAGGAAGUGGCAACGCUUAUAGAUGGGCUCUUGCUGCCUUAGGAAACCAGACACGUCCUGCUCCUUUGCGACUCUUAAAAUCCACUCAACAAAGAGCCGGAAUCUGUUCAAUUCUUCCUCUUCUAAGGCGCGGCGAAGAUCACAACAUACUUGAUGCGACUUCCAAUAAAACCCUUUCAGUUUUACCUUUAAUUGGUUAUAGGCUUUCCUCCACCCACAACUUUUCGUCUUCGAGCACUCAAGGGGAAGAGAUUCCGAAAGCGAAAUACAUCAAGAAAAUUUUAAUUGCUAACAGAGGGGAGAUUGCCUGCCGCGUGAUCAAAACAGCAAAGAAGCUAGGGGUACGCACAGUGGCAGUUUAUAGUGAAGGCGAUAGACAUGCUAAGCAUGUGACCAUGGCGGAUGAAGCUGUUUUCAUAGGCCCCGCUCUUGCCUCAGCCAGUUAUUUGGAUGGCUCAAAAAUUUUGGCGACAGCUCUAGCGACUGGUGCAGAUGCAAUUCAUCCAGGUUAUGGAUUUCUGUCCGAAAGCUCGAAAUUCGCAGAGCUAUGCAAGCAGAAGGGGGUCAUUUUUAUCGGUCCACCUGCUGAUGCUAUUCGUGCUAUGGGUGAUAAGAGUGUCGCAAAGUCUUUGAUGAGUGCUGCAGGGGUUCCCGUUGUCCCUGGCUAUCACGGAGAAGAUCAGAACCCUGAGCUGCUACAGGCGGAGGCGAAUCGCAUUAGUUAUCCAGUGCUUAUCAAGGCUACCCAAGGCGGUGGUGGCAAGGGGAUGAGAAUUGUGCACAAUGAGGCAGAUUUUUUGGAAUCUUUAGCAAGCGCACAACGUGAAUCACAGGCUGCAUUUGGGGACAGCCGUGUCUUAAUUGAAAAAUAUAUCUCACGACCUCGGCAUAUUGAAGUACAGAUCUUUGCAGACAAACAUGGAAACGCGGUACAUUUGAAUGAGCGCGACUGUAGUGUACAAAGACGCCACCAGAAGAUCAUUGAAGAGGCUCCUGCGCCAAAUAUAACACCCGAAUUCCGACAAAGGAUCGGGCAGGCUGCUGUUGAUGCUGCUAAGGCAGUAGGUUAUGUGAGUGCAGGCACAGUGGAGUUUAUUGUAGACACGAUUUCAGGUGAUUUCUACUUCAUGGAGAUGAAUACUCGACUACAGGUGGAGCACCCUGUGACGGAAAUGGUAACCGGCCAAGAUCUUGUUGAAUGGCAAAUCCGUGUAGCCGACGGCGAGGCUCUCCCUCUUCAGCAAAGUGAAGUCAAGUUAAUGGGCCACUCAUUUGAAGCCCGCAUUUACGCUGAAAACGUCCCAAAAGGUUUCUUACCUGCUGCUGGACGUCUGCAGCACUACAGCCCUCCAUCGGCCUCUCCCACUGUUCGAGUGGAAACUGGGGUAGGAGAAGGGGACAACGUUAGCGUCUUCUAUGACCCCAUGAUUGCCAAGCUUGUCGUGUGGGGUCGCGACCGGUCUGCAGCUUUGACAAAGCUAAUCGAUUCCUUAACCAAAUUUCAGAUAGCCGGUUUGCCAACGAACAUCGGUUUCCUGAAGACUCUUGCAAGCCAUCAUGCGUUUGCAGCUGGAGAUGUUGACACUCACUUUAUUGAUCGUUUCAAGACAGAUUUACUUCCAGUGACACAGUCAGACAGCAUCCAUGAGCCCUCCUUGCCCAAAGCGACUCAAUAUGGUGCAGCCUUGGCAGCUGCAGCUUCUGUGAUCAAGUCUAGACAAGAGAGACCCGAUGGGCUUAAUUCAAUCUGGAGCUCUGGAUCUGGCUUUCGCUUAAACCAUCUAUACACACGCAUGCUGCAUCUUGACUGGAGACCGGAAAGUGGUGAUUCGACUCCUUUGCCUGUUAAUCUGAAACUCACUUACGAAAAACUUGGCAACAUCCUUGUAGAGGGAGACAAGGUAGGGAAAAUUGCUGUCACUGGCAAACAGCUGCCAGGUGAUGGAUCUAACUUGAGACUGAAUGUGGAAGAAAAAUCCGUUCCUGUGAGCCUUGCGCAAUUCUCUCAGGGGAACACAAGCCACAUCCACUUAUGGGAAGGAGACCAUCACCACCAUUUUAGUGUACCAGUCCCGGUACAUGACACUGAUGAGUCUCAGGAGCACAAAAAAUCGUCCCAUGGUCGACAUGAAAGGCAUCCAGCGCAAGGUCCUGGUGCAGUUAUUGCACCAAUGGCAGGUCGGGUUGUGAAGAUCUUCGCUGCUAAUGGAACAAGAGUAAAGAAAGGGGACUCCAUUCUUGUGCUUGAAGCUAUGAAGAUGGAGCAUGUUGUGAAAGCUCCAAUGGAGGGAGUUGUCAAAGGUGCCGAAUUAGAGAUUGGCCAGCAAGUUACUGACAGCACCGUUUUGUUUCAAAUUGAGGUACCAGUUGCAUAAUCCUCGAAUACACCAUCAAUGUUUACAGAGGAAUGUCAUUUAUCGCAACCAACGGGGUCCAAUUUAAUUGUAUAGAAAUAUGAAUUUUUCUGCUCCAUGUAAAUAAUUAGUUGUGAAUCUUAUAUGAAUGAAAAAGUUAUCUCUAUGUAACUGACAAGCAUUGGACCCAGAUGUCUCGCAAGCUCAAA